AUGGCUUAUAUGUGUUUGACUGUUCAUUUUAUUGAUGUGGAUUGGAAGUUGCAAAAGAAAAUACUAAAUUUUUGCCAAGUCACCGGCCACACGGGAGAGAUUAUGGCUCAAAAUAUUGAAGCUUGCUUGAAUAGCUGGAAGUUGAACAAGAUCUUGAGUUUGAUAGUUGAUAAUGCAUCGUCUAACGAUGAUGGAUUGAAAGAGAUUGAUGAUUCGGUCACCAAAAUUCGGGAUGCUGUGAAGUAUGUUAGAUCCUCAAAUUCAAGAUUAACUAGGUUCAAGGCAUGUAUUGCACAAAAGAAUAUUCCACUUAAGAGUCUUGUUUGCAUAGAUGUUGAAACGCGAUGGAACUCUACAUACUUAAUGUUAGUAGCAGCCUUAAAGCAUCAGAAGGCAUUUGAGCUAUUAGAGAUACAAGACAAAAAAUUUGUUGAAGAAUUAAACAAGGGAAAAGGGAUACCUUCAAUUCAAGAUUGGGAUUAUGCUAAGUCCGUCUUACCAUUUUUAGAGAUAUUUUACGAUGCUACACUUCGCAUCUCUGGAUCCUCUUAUGUCACCAGUAACUUGUACAUGAAAGAAAUGUUUGCUCUUGGAAGGAGGAUUCAACAAUAUCGUGAUGAUGAUGAUUUGAGCAUAAGUCUUAUGGCAAGUAAGAAGAAAGCAAAAUACAACAAGUAUUGGAAAAAUGCAAAAACUAUUAACAUGUUGUUAUUUGUUGUAGUUCUAGAUCUUUGCCAUAAGUUGGAUUAUGUUGAGUGGUGCCUAGUUAAUUCUUUUGGUGCGGAAGUGGGCGGUGAAUUGAAGACAAAGUUGUCUUCUUGUCUUCAUUCACUUUAUAAUUUAUAUCAAGGUGCAGAAGAAGGAAACCAAGAUGAUACCCUCUCCCAACCGAGCGCAAGUGAUAAAGCCAAAGACAUUUAUGAUAUGAGGUUAUAUCGCUGA
Messenger RNA from Arachis duranensis, 942 nucleotides. RefSeq names its product zinc finger BED domain-containing protein RICESLEEPER 2-like. NCBI's taxonomy places the organism in Eukaryota, Viridiplantae, Streptophyta, Magnoliopsida, Fabales, Fabaceae. The coding region runs from base 1 to 942 and encodes 313 amino acids. Gene Ontology annotation, molecular function: DNA binding. The record is from RefSeq and is a predicted model, not a curated record. The transcript is spliced from 2 exons.